AUGGCGAAAGAUGGGCGCCACAUCGAGUACAACGCCCGAUAUGAAGUUAAGGGAAGUGUUGCUAUUGUUCGGGGGAAGAGGGCUGGUCUUCGCGUAGGCGAUUGGGUAUCAUGGUUUGCUGAGAGCAGAAAAGAACCAGUGGAGAAGACUAGGUGCAGAAGUACGGGGGCGGCAGUGAGCCGGCAGGCAGUGAGCAACGCUCGUCUCCAUGUAUCCUCAGCAUCGCGGCCAUCUCUGCUGCUGGCGGCCUCUUUACUUGGUUAUGCGAUGGUACUAGGUCGUUGUGACGGCCUCUCGCACAGGAGUACUGCCUCUGGGGCUGACUUGGUGAUGGUGACGGACGAUGAAAUGGAGACAACAAAGCGAAGGGACGAGGACGCUCUCGAUGAGAAAAUGUGGAGGUUCAAGCUGGCGUCUGCACCUCAGAACGGUAACGCAAUGUCUUAUCGUCCUCAAAUACUGCCACCGGUGGCGACUCUAUGCCACGCUGGGACGCACGAGGACAGCGGCGAGACAUGUUCAUAUAAGUAUACAAUGAAUCCAUAUCCGACACCCGACAUCCAACCUCUUGCCUUCUGUUCAUCCAUCUUUGAGCUUCAUCAUCUCAUGCGCAAACGACUACUCGCUCCCCUCUUUUUCUCUCAGUCUUGCCGCUUAGUAGUACUUGGGGUUCUCGGGGUCAGUGAGAUCGUAGAUGACCGACGAGUGAGGGCGGGCACCACCACGGUCGCGGGUGAAGAUGCUCUCAAAGUCGACGGUGCGGUUGAAGCUGAGGCUGCCAUCGUAGUUGAUGUCGAUCCAGUGAGCCUUGUAGUCACCGGGGGUGUUGACGAUGGAGAUGUCGCCGGCCUGGACAAAGUAGCCAGUGACGAGCAGGUUCUUCUUAUCGGGGCUGAUCUUGACAUAGUGAGGGCCGAUGAUGGGCUGGGUCUCCUCGGGGUCAUCAAGGCGCUUGACGUUGGUGAGGUCAGAAAUAUCAAGAGCAGCGACGUGGUUGCCAAGGGUGAUGGUGAAGUAGGCGAAACGGCCGUCGUCAGAAAUGUCAGAAUAGAUGGCGAGAGAGUCGACAGCCUUGGGGCGAGGGAGUAG
Verticillium alfalfae VaMs.102 is the source of this 1089-nucleotide messenger RNA. RefSeq lists its product with no specific name. Bases 1 to 1089 code for a protein of 362 amino acids. Lineage: Eukaryota; Fungi; Ascomycota; Sordariomycetes; Glomerellales; Plectosphaerellaceae. The transcript is spliced from 5 exons. The record is from RefSeq and is a predicted model, not a curated record.